Rodentolepis nana is the source of this 858-nucleotide messenger RNA. The record is from the annotation of a GenBank genome assembly. NCBI's taxonomy places the organism in Eukaryota, Metazoa, Platyhelminthes, Cestoda, Cyclophyllidea, Hymenolepididae.
AUGGAGAAACCGAAUGUGCGGUGGGACGAUGUGGCGGGUUUGGAGGCUGCAAAAGAGGCCCUGAAGGAGGCGGUAAUUUUGCCGAUUAAAUUUCCUCACUUGUUCACUGGAAAGCGUACUCCCUGGCAGGGCAUUCUACUUUAUGGUCCCCCUGGAACUGGCAAAUCCUAUCUUGCGAAGGCAGUUGCAACAGAGGCGAACAACUCCACCUUCUUCUCAGUCUCCAGUUCGGAUCUUGUGAGCAAGUGGUUGGGUGAAUCGGAGAAGUUGGUGAAGAAUCUGUUUGAAUUGGCUCGUGAGCAUCGUCCCAGUAUCGUGUUUAUUGAUGAGGUGGACUCUUUGUGUGGUUCGCGAAGUGAAAAUGAGUCAGAGUCUGCUAGACGCAUAAAAACGGAGUUCCUGGUUCAAAUGCAGGGUGUGGGAACAAACAAUAAGGAUGUUUUAAUUCUUGGAGCGACGAACAUUCCUUGGUGUUUGGACUCAGCUAUUCGACGUAGAUUUGAGAAGAGAAUUUACAUUCCGUUGCCCAAAGCUCCUGCUCGUGGAAAGAUGUUCCGAAUUCACCUUGGAAACACCCCGCAUGAGCUGUCAGAUGCUGACUUCCAGAAGUUGGCAGAUGCGACGGAAGGAUAUUCGGGAGCUGAUAUCGCGAUUUGUGUACGAGAAGCUCUAAUGUCCCCAAUUAGGAAGGUGCAAACGGCUACCCAUUUCAAAAAGGUCCGUGGUCCAUCGCCGUCAGAUAAGAGUGUGAUGGUUGAUGAUCUGUGGACUCCCUGUUCUCCCGCUGACCCACAGGCGAAAGAAAUGGAUUGGACCCAAAUCAACGGUGACAAGCUGCUUGAGCCCAUUGUCUCGAUG